Messenger RNA from Aspergillus glaucus CBS 516.65, 1560 nucleotides. Its product is annotated as carotenoid oxygenase family protein. The record is from RefSeq and is a predicted model, not a curated record. Gene Ontology annotation, molecular function: carotenoid dioxygenase activity. The transcript is spliced from 4 exons. NCBI's taxonomy places the organism in Eukaryota, Fungi, Ascomycota, Eurotiomycetes, Eurotiales, Aspergillaceae. Gene Ontology annotation, biological process: carotene catabolic process. Bases 1 to 1560 code for a protein of 519 amino acids.
AUGACUGAUAUCGCCGCAAUUACCGAGAAGCUUGCGCCCCAGCCGGAAGCUGCUUAUCCCAAGACUCCGUACUAUGAGGGAUCAGAGGCGCCCUGCCGAUUCGAAGGCGAGGUGUACAACUGCAUCGUCCGCGGAACAAUCCCGACGGAAGUCCAGGGUACUUACUAUCGUUGCAUGCCGGACGCUCUUUGGGCACCGAAAUAUCAUGACGACGUCUUCAUCAACGGUGAUGGUGCCAUCGAUGCAAUCCGCAUCAAGGAUGGACAUGCCGACUUCAAGCAGAAGUUUGUCCGGACCUCCAAGUUUGUGAUCGAACGAGCUGCCCGCCAAGCAGUCUUCGGAAAGUACCGCAACCGCUACACCGAUGACCCUCGCGUUAAGCACGAGAUUCACUCGACCGCGAACACGCACAUCAUCUACUUUGAGAAGCAACUCCUGGCUUUGAAGGAAGACUCUCCCCCCUAUGCGAUGGACCCGCACACUUUGGAGACUAAAGGACCGUAUACCUUCAACGGGCAAUACACAGCGCCGACCUUUACUGCCCACCCAAAGAUUGACCCUACCAACGGGGAGAUGUUGACUAUGGGAUAUGAGGCUAAGGGAGAUGGCACAACCGACGUUGCUUACUAUCUUUUCAGCAAAGAGGGCAAGAAGUUGGAAGAAUGCUGGUUCAACGCUCUCUAUGUUGGGAUGAUGCAUGAUAUGGCAGCCACCGACAAUUGGGUGAUAUUCAUUGUCCCCCCUCUUAAGACCCAGCCCCUCGAUGAGAUCAAGAAAGGAUCCAAGCACUUUGCUUGGGCCGAGGAGAAGCCAUUGACCUUUGGAAUUUUGCCCCGUCGCAAUCCCAAGCCGGAAGACAUCAGAUGGUUCACUUACAAGAACGCAUUCUACGGACACACCGGAAAUGCAUUCGAUGGCGAGGAUGGUUGUGUUUAUUUGGACGCGCCACUUACCAACUUCAACAAGGCAGCGAGUGGCAAACCUCCUGCUAGCGGAAAUGUUAGUCAGUACGUGCGAUGGAAAUUCGACCCAAAGGCCACCGACUUCCAUGUCGAGCCUGUUGUAUUGGUUGAUGCCGACGGUGAGAUGCCAAAGGUUGAUGACCGUUAUGUCGGCAAGCCUUACAACACCGUCUUCUAUGCCAUGCAUGAUCCUACCAAGGGCAAUGGUCCCGUCGGUGGUAUCUACAAUGCCAUUGCGAAAUGCAAUGUGGGUACUGGGGAACUGAUCCAUUGGUCUGCUGGAGACCAUACCGCUAUUCACGAGGUGGCAUUUAUCCCGCGCAAGCCGGAAUCGCCCGAGGCUGAUGGAUACCUCAUCACUCUCGCGAGCAGACGGGAUACCGGCCUUUCUUGCAUCUUGAUUUUGGACGCACAGAAGAUUACCGAUGGUCCCGUUGCAGUGAUCGAGCUUCCAUUCCGUCUUCGAAAUGGAAUUCAUGGAAGCUGGGUGUCGGCGACCGAGCUGGAUAACGCAAUUGACCUCUGUGACAUGUCUGGUGUCACCGAGAAGAUUCGCCAGGAAUUCGGCACCAAGGAAGUCACCUUCCCAGUACUCUAA